Saccostrea echinata is the source of this 3314-nucleotide messenger RNA. RefSeq names its product kelch domain-containing protein 9-like. The coding region runs from base 133 to 1128 and encodes 331 amino acids. The record is from RefSeq and is a predicted model, not a curated record. Lineage: Eukaryota; Metazoa; Mollusca; Bivalvia; Ostreida; Ostreidae. The transcript is spliced from 3 exons. Gene Ontology annotation, molecular function: cyclin binding.
UUCGAUUUACCAACAUGGCGGUGUAAACAAAAACAUGUGGGCUCCUGUCGCUCCUGUCUUGCUGUCAACUUGACAAAGUUUACUGAAAUAAGAUAGACAGACACAGGGAUUCUUAACCAAGAUGUUGACAUAAUGUCAAAAGGGAGAACAUUGCAGGACAAUUUACUUGUAGACUGGGAAAUUUUUUGCCCUAUAGGUCCAAAACUUGCAUUCCAUGUUGCCUGUGUGUUGGGAAAUUAUUUGUAUGUUCAUGGAGGGAUUGAGGAGAGAUACAGCACUCAGCCCUGUAGUAAAAUCUUCAAACUGAAUCUGGAUACUAUGAUAUGGAAUGAAGUCAGAGUGGAAAACAGUCCAGCACUCAGUCAUCAUGCUUGUAUCCCAUUGGCUGAGAAGUAUAUGGUUUUGAUUGGAGGUUGGAAUGGAAAAACUAGAACAUCGUCUGUUGUGAUUUUUGACACAGAAAAAGAGGAGUGGAUCUACCCAAAAGUGACAGGGUUUCCAGAUGAUGCAGGACUGAGUUCUCAUACUGCAUCACUACUGAGUGAUGGGAGUAUCAUAGUGAUAGGAAGGGAGGGAACUCUCCGUAUGCAGCCAGGGAAAGAAUACACAGGUAAUGUGUACAUGUUAAAGGGAAGUCCAGAGUCCAAUGAGUUCCAUUAUGAAGAAUACAGCAGAUUCACCGAAUCAAGGUCUGGACACACAACAAGUUUCAUUGGCCCUACUUUAUACAUCAUUGGGGGAAGAAGUGAUCAGUUGCUAGAAGUGCAUAAAGGUUACAGGAGUGGACAUCCCAAAAAUAAUCUAAUGGAGAAAAUUGUUACCAUCGCCAAAUCCUUACCACCUCUGUCAAAAAUGCCUGGAGGCCGCAAGUAUCACAUUGCAGUUGAAGGUCCAUCAACCAUUCUACUCCAUGGUGGGGAAACUUUUAGAGGUCAAAAUUCUGAGCCUGUGGGAGACAUAUUGCUCAUGUCCAAUAAACCUAACAUCAAUUUUUACAAAGUGGGGACCAGUAAAGUGAUGAGAGCUGGCCAUGCUUGCUGUAUUUCCCAGGAUAAAAUCCUGUUUCAUGGAGGCUUCAGUGGCAAGGAACUCAUACACGGGGAUACUAGAGAACUGAGGAUUCUGUAAAGAAAAAAAGGAACGCAUUUUAGAUCUGAUGUGUUGAUUUGGCCAGUGGUUUUUAUUUGUUUUGAUUGUUACAUUUUUUGCAUUUUGAAAUCUUUAGUGGGUGUGGGUUUUUUUUUUAAUCCUGUUGCAAUAUUGAUUGAUAAUGCUUUGAAUACUUUGUGCAUUAACUUGUAAAGCUGUUUAACCGCUUUGCCAAAUUAUUACAGUUGAUUUUACUACCAAUGUGCUAGCUUCUUCAGAUUUCUAGCAGAGUUUUGUGUAUUUACAGACUUUCUUAGUGCCAAGAUUACAUAUUUAUUAAAUCCUCUAAUUAUUUGAUAACCAAACCUCAUAUUUUCCAUAAACCAAUGGUAGGUAAUACAGUUUUACUCUCUGAUGUAAAACAAAUAAUUACCAUUGAUUGAUGUUUAGUAAUCAGUAUGGGGGGGUUUCAAACAGUUUGUGGACUGAAUGGUAUGUCUCUCUCUCUCUGAAUCUUUUGUCCCAUGUAAAAACAAUCUGAACUUAUUUUUUUCUCUCUCCAGCCUAUUCAAAAAUUUCCAAAGUCUUUGCAAGUUUUUCCAAAAUGAAACUCACAGUAUAUAACAUCAUAUUUGAGGUUGCAUUGCAUGGUCAUACCAUUGCUUAUAACAAUACAGACAGUUUAUUCAAAGAUAGACUGAAUAUCAUUAGUUUAUUUUGUGGACAGAAAAACUUUGUAAAAGUCAUUGAUGUUAAGUGGUUUUAAUUUUAUGGCCUCAGUCCACGAACUUUUUAAAAACCCCUCGUAAAUCAGCUACACUAGGGAGAUCAGUAUUAAGUAUACAUAUAUGUAUGUACACAAGUAUAUAAUAUAAAAACAGUAGAACUUGUCUAAUUUGGACAGCUACUAGUUCUAUUGAAAUCUGCUGGAUUAGGCAACAUUCUGGAUUAGAUUACAUCAUUUUAAACAAUUGACAUAACAUAUGAAAGACAAGUUUUACUGUAUCUGUGAAGAUAUUUUGUACCAGGUAUUUAUUAAUGUAAUGGGGGAGGGGACCUAAUAUAUGAAACAAUGUUUGCUCCACAAACUCAGAUGUUUAUAAUAUAAUUUAAAUGUUUUAUUUAUAGUUUUCCAAAUUAUAAGGGGAUUCUGCAGUAAGGAUAAAAGUAUUGAUCAUAUAAAAUAUACAUAAUAAUCAGCUCUGACACUAUAUACACAUAUUGAUAGUGUCUGAAAGAGAUGGGUAUUGUAGCAAUAUCAGUAUAUUCAACAACAAUUAAUAUAGCAAAGUGAAAAAAACAGCCUUAAAGUAAACACCGACUGAUAAUGAAGGUAUAAUUUAUCAACAAUUUAUGAAUUUUUUUGUCCAUAUACAACUGAUAACAUAUCACUAAUCAAGGUGCUUCCCUUGAUCAUGCUUUUCCAUUGUACAGCAUAUAUUGUCCUCUUGUAGCAAAGACGUACUGACAUUUCCACAUUUUUCAACAAAGUUGUGAGUGAUGGAGAGGAGAUCAACAUUUUCUCUUGGGGUGGUACUUAAGCUCUAAGCUAAGUGAGAGUGAUGUCCCCUGAGAGUGUUUACAUGUAUUUAUGCUUCGUUAUGUGCCAUUUAUAAAUUUUGUUAUACUAAUGCGAUCUCAUAGCAAUUGUGCCUCAAUAUGGAUUUAUAAAACUAAUGUUUUAAUGUAGAUUCUGUGAUAAAUGUUUUAAUAUGAAAUUUGUCUUUAAUUAUUUUACAUAUACAUAUGGAUUCAGUAUUUUACAAAAUUAAUUUAAGGACAGAUGAUGCAAACAAACUUUUAUCAAAAAAUUUGAAAAUAACAACUUGAGUCAUGUUUAUAUGUAAAAUGAACAAUUUUAUUUAACCAAAUAGUUUUUAAUUUUUCAUUCAAAGUUUCACAAUACUGGGAUUUGAAGUGAAAAAAGUUUGUAUAGAUGAAUAAGGAUAGUUGCAGAAAGGUAGACUUUUGAACAUCAUAGAUGGUUUACAAUUUCUUAAUAUUUUAGAAAUUUAUUAUUUGCAUCAUUUAGAAAAAAAAUAAACCCAAAAAUAUAUACCAUUCCAGGCAUACAUUUUUUUGUUUGUAUCUAUCUUUCCUUAAGAUUUCAACUGCUUAUAGUUCUGUAAUGCAUAAUCAGCAUAAGAGAUAGGGAGAAAUGUGUAACACUUCUUUUUUAUUUUUAUAAGAUUAAAAGAAAUGUUAAUCAAUGUUUGCUAGUUAAA